This is a messenger RNA of Electrophorus electricus (electric eel), 4604 nucleotides long. It is a transcript of the gene agap3, whose product is annotated as ArfGAP with GTPase domain, ankyrin repeat and PH domain 3. Lineage: Eukaryota; Metazoa; Chordata; Actinopteri; Gymnotiformes; Gymnotidae. Gene Ontology annotation, molecular function: GTP binding; protein binding; GTPase activator activity. Gene Ontology annotation, biological process: activation of GTPase activity. Gene Ontology annotation, cellular component: nucleus. The record is from RefSeq and is a predicted model, not a curated record.
AUGGAGUCAGAGCCCGAGGCGGAGGACUACAGAGGAGACGCCCAGCAGGUGGCCUUACCUGAGCAGCACAGGCAGACUGGGGAGCAGAGGGAGGAGGCUUGAAGAGCCAGGAAUGAAGACCGACCGGUUUCCUGCACUUCUCCGGGACACUUCUAUGCUCACAUUCUCUCUGGCAGAUUUCUACUCCGCUGCAGAUCAGAGGACACCGCUGACAGAGGAGCUGUGCCCUGCUCUAGUGCGAGGCUGUGGUCCUCGAAAGGGACACCAUCAUGUCACGUCUGGAGAGGUCCCAGCGGAGCCCCACAUGGUGGUCCUGCAGAGAUCUGUUGCAGGGCCACGUUUCCGUGCCAACAGCACGGCGGUAAGCAUGCAUGGCUCCCCUCGUGAGCCUACCCACCAGCACAUUACAGCAACGUGUCACAAGGAACACUCGGUCAGACCUCGUAGUGUAUGCAUGUUGGCAGCCGCACAAUCCAGUGGUCUGUUUGUGACAAACGCCGACACCAGUACAGCAGGUUGUUCGGGCUUCAUUCUGCAUCGUGGGGCCAAGAGGGCUGAGCUGCGGGCCGUGGACGGCCUCGGGUUGGACGCUCCUGCCGCUUUCAGGCUGCAUUCACGUCCGAGGCAGGAGUCCGCUGCAUUCCGAACCCCACGCACAGGGGAGAGACCACGGCCCGUUAGUAUGACCAUUCUGGAGCUGACAGACAUCCACAGCUCCCAGGAUGAGCUUGCGAACAGCACCUUAAGUGAUGUGGCCAACCUGACACGCUCCAGCUUUCGAUGGAGGCUCUUCAGCCGUCGGGCCCGGGACAAGGAGGCACUGGCCACUGCUGUGCCUUCCAGCACCAAGCCAGACAGACCGAGCAGGUUCACUUCCCUACGCCGGAGCCUGAGCCUCCGGAUCCGGCGAAAUCGGAAUGAGCCUGAGCAAAGCAGUGCACAGGAAGGAUCUCGGACAACAAGCAUUGUAGAAGACAUAUCCCGGUCUACCCGUCCUUUCUCUUACCUAACUGGCAGGACACUGUCUCCUGCCUGUGAGCGGAAUGAGCACCAGAGGAGCAGGCAGCACACUGAGUUUCAAACCAGGGAGACGGCCUCAGUUCUGGAGGCCCCAGCCAAGCUCACCAAGGCUACCAAGCCAGCUUCAUCUUUGGAGCCUAACCUUUGGCAGCUCAUCACUAGGCGCUUUAAGAGAAAAGGUCUGUCGUCAGGCAGCAAACCUGAGCCCUGCACUGAGUGUCAACCACCUGGCAGUGAUCCCCCCACCAGGAAUAAAAAACUGCAGUCCGUUGCCGUGGAGACACUAACUGGCAUUGACUUCAGCAAAGGUCAAGAUUCCUUUGUCAACAGUCAGGAGUGGACAUUGAGUAGGUCAGUGCCAGAGCUCAAAGUGGGCAUUGUGGGUAACCUGUCCAGUGGAAAGUCGGCCUUGGUGCACCGGUACCUGACAGGAACAUAUGUCCAAGAAGAGUCUCCGGAGGGAGGCCGCUUUAAAAAGGAAAUGGUGGUGGAUGGACAGAGCUAUCUCCUGCUGAUACGAGAUGAGGGAGGACCUCCUGAACUUCAGUUCGCUGCGUGGGUGGAUGCGGUGGUGUUCGUCUUCAGCCUGGAGGAUGAAAUCAGCUUCCAGACAGUCUAUAACUACUUCCUGCGGCUGUCCAGCUACAGGAACACAGCGGAGGUGCCCAUGGUGCUGGUGGGGACGCAAGAUGCCAUCAGUGCCACAAACCCGCGAGUGAUUGACGACGCUCGCGCACGCAAGCUGUCCAAUGACCUGAAGCGCUGCACAUACUACGAGACCUGCUCCACUUACGGCCUCAAUGUGGAGAGAGUCUUCCAAGAUGUUGCCCAGAAGGUUGUGGCACUGAGGAAGAAGCAGCAGUUAGCCAUUGGGCCAUGCAAGUCUUUGCCCAACUCCCCCAGCCACACGUCCGUGCCUGCUGCGGCCAUCCCUUCUGUACACAUCAACCAGACGGCUAACGGAGGUGGCGCAUUCAGUGACUACUCCUCCUCCGUCCCCUCCACCCCCAGCAUAAGCCAGCGGGAGAUGCGCAUCGAGACGAUUGCUGCCUCCAACACGCCCACGCCCAUCCGCAAGCAGUCCAAGCGCCGCUCCAACAUCUUCACAUCACGGAAAGCCAGUGAGCAAGCAAAGAGCUCUGAAUGUAAAACAGACAGCAUAGGCAGUGGAAGAGCCAUUCCCAUCAAACAGGGUAUUCUGCUGAAAAGGAGUGGCAAAUCGCUGAAUAAAGAGUGGAAAAAGAAGUAUGUCACAUUGUGCGAUAACGGCCUCCUCACCUACCAUCCCAGUUUGCAUGAUUAUAUGCAGAAUGUCCACGGUAAAGAGAUCGAUUUGUUGCGGACGACAGUGAAGGUGCCGGGGAAGAGGCCUCCCAGAGCGGUGGCGACGGUGGCUCCAAGCGCUAGUCCCAAGGCCAACGGUUUAACCAAGGACAGAAGUACGAUGCAGCUUGGCAUCGGCUCUACCGGUGCUCCUCACUCCAACAGCAGUACCUCUCUGCAGUCCGGGGGUCCAGUCCCAGGGUUGGGUGUGACCUCUGUGGGUGGAUCUAAAGAAGGAAUGCACCAACGCUCCUUCUCUGUGUCCAGCGCUGAGCAGUGGAACGAGGCCGUCAACCCAAGCAGUGUGGCAGCCAAUGGGACAACGGAUCCUCUCAGUGGUGCCCCUGGCAUGGGCGGUGCUACCAGCCCCAAGCUGGAGCCUCCCCCUUCGCCCCACGCCAACCGCAAGAAGCACAGGAGGAAAAAGAGCACAGGCAUCUCCAAACCAGAUGGGCUGUCGGCAGGCAACGAAGAACAAGAUGAGUCUUUUGAGUUCAUCAUUGUGUCACUGACGGGGCAGAUGUGGCAUUUCGAGGCAUCGACGUAUGACGAGAGGGAACUUUGGGUUCAAGCCAUUGAGAGUCAGAUUUUUGCCAGUUUACAGUCAUGUGAAAGUACAAAGAAUAAGUCUCGAUUAGGGAGCCAGAGUGAUGCCGUGACCAUCCAGUCCAUCAGGAAUGUGAGAGGCAAUAGUUUCUGUGUGGACUGUGAUGCGCCCAAUCCGGACUGGGCCAGUCUGAAUCUAGGCGCCCUGAUCUGCAUUGAGUGCUCCGGGAUCCACCGGAACCUGGGCACCCACCUGUCACGUGUGCGCUCCCUGGACCUGGACGACUGGCCCGUGGAGCUGAGCAUGGUGAUGACAGCCAUCGGCAACGCCAUGGCCAACAGCGUGUGGGAGGGGGCACUAGAGGGCUACAGCAAGCCCGGUGCCGACAGCUCCAGGGAGGAGAAGGAGCGCUGGAUCCGGGCAAAGUACGAGCAGAAGCUCUUUGUGUUGGCACUGCCUCAGUCGGACGUGCCGCUGGGCCAGCAGCUCCUGCGUGCUGUGGUGGAGGAUGACUUACGGCUGGUGGUUCUCCUGCUCGCACACGGCACCAAGGAUGAGGUGAACGAGACAUACGGAGACGGGGACGGCCGCACGGCGCUGCACCUCUCCUGCGCCAUGGCCAAUGUGGUCAUUACACAGCUGCUCAUCUGGUAUGGCGUGGAUGUGAAGAGUCGUGACGCUCGCGGACAAACGCCCCUCUCCUAUGCGCGCCGUGCGGGAAGCCAGGAGUGUGUCGAUAUCCUCAUCCAGCAUGGCUGCCCCUCAGACAGUGCCGGACUGGCCACACCAACUUCCACCCGACACAACCCCAAUGCCAACAACAACGCCCAGUGCGAGCUCAACCGUAGUGUCAGUAUCAUGUAGUUCUGGGGAAAGCGUUCUCCUCACGCAUACCCCACACUGUAAGGCUUCAGUGUCCCACUGCUCCCGUGUGUCACUUCCUCCCCCACCCCCAUCCCGUGUCCACAUGGUCUUGCAGUGAACUUCACUGGUCACCACCUCACCAUUCCAGGUUAAUGUUGUAAAAUGCCUUCCUUUGGCGAAGACUGCAUUGCCCUAUUUAUCCGACCACUGCUACUGUGUUGCAUCUAAACUGUGUAGACGCGGAUGUGCCCGGUCUCCCCUUAACUCCUCCCUAGGACACCGGUGUCCUUGGUCGGACUGCAACAGCAGUGCAUUAGCUCAGCAGAGGGGAAGUGUGGUUAACACAUUCAAGAAUCGCUCAGGAGAGUCGGAGGCGAAAUGUUUGAACCCUUCCAUUCAGAUGUCUGUUGUUUAGUCUUCCACCAGAGUCCAUUCUAACAUCUGUCUACAUUUUUGUUCUUUUUCGAGCUCAUCACACCAGAGUUCUUCAGUUUCUUCAUGAAAUAAUACUAAAGAAAACCUUUGUAAAAGAGCCUUGUAAGCUGAUUAGGGAAGACAUCCACCUGUGUUUUGUCACACCGUUUAGUAAGGUUCAACUCAUCUAGCUUGAUUUGUUCCUGUCCCACCUUCAGCUCGUCUAAGAUUUUUUCUGGUGUUCAUCAAACUACAUGGCUCCUUAAGAAUACCUCUUCAGUUGGACCAAAAAAAAAUAAAAAAAUCCUGAAGGGCAUGAUUACCCUGAGAAUAAUGUGUCAUUAUCAGGCCUUUGUGAGAUGGAUUUCAUGAGGGCUCUGAAGUGUUCUCAUGACUGUUUGACACUGGGGUCUCUCAUCCUCUUUAUAUAUAUAUA